Fusarium pseudograminearum CS3096 is the source of this 744-nucleotide messenger RNA. RefSeq lists its product as uncharacterized. The coding region runs from base 1 to 744 and encodes 247 amino acids. The transcript is spliced from 3 exons. The record is from RefSeq and is a predicted model, not a curated record. NCBI's taxonomy places the organism in Eukaryota, Fungi, Ascomycota, Sordariomycetes, Hypocreales, Nectriaceae.
AUGGAGAACACACGCUCGGCAGCAGACACUUCUGCAUGGCAGAUUAAAGAUCACCUCUUGGCCAUUCUGCCCGCUGGGGUGCUCUUCGGUGCCACUGUCGCUAUGAGGCUACCGCAGCACCCUCACCUUGAUGUCGUAAUUAUAUCUCUGUUGGCCGUGUCUGGACUGGUUACUGUCUUGGUACAUGCAUCGGCCUUCCAACAAGCACGUCUUGGUCGCGUUGCGAUCUUGGUUGCUCUUGGUUGCGCCAUCUCUCGAACACGGUUUUUCGCCGAAACCUCAACAUCGCUGAACGACUUACCAACAAUACUCCGGGAAUACAUUUUCAUAAUGGGAGUGGUUGUGUUUGUGGUAGCUAUGAUGGCACCUAACGCAGAUGAACCCAGACAACCGUCUGAUAGCAUCAUUAAUGAAGAAAGGAUGCUUAUACCAGAACUGCGAAAUACGCGUUGCAAGCCAGGCACAAAACAAUCAUGGGACCUAGCCUCUUCCAUAAGCCACUUGGAUCUUCUCUCCAACCUAGGUUCGCUGGACCUCAAAUUUAUGCCAGGACCCAAAUCCCACUACUCGGACCAUUCAGGAAGCGGAGAGUCUGCGGUCACGCUCUCCUCUGGUCUUAUGCGUGACCCGAGUAAGCUCAUGGAAAUCAUCCAAUGGGUCAAGGCUGCAGCUCCGCCCUCAUUCGGAAGAAAAGGAGAUUCAACAUCAACCGAAAGCGUGCUGCACGAGGUUUCAGUCUGGUGA